This is a messenger RNA of Mercurialis annua (annual mercury), 5414 nucleotides long. Its product is annotated as DNA-directed RNA polymerase I subunit 1. The transcript is spliced from 21 exons. Gene Ontology annotation, molecular function: DNA binding; DNA-directed RNA polymerase activity. The record is from RefSeq and is a predicted model, not a curated record. Lineage: Eukaryota; Viridiplantae; Streptophyta; Magnoliopsida; Malpighiales; Euphorbiaceae. Gene Ontology annotation, cellular component: RNA polymerase I complex. Bases 142 to 5334 code for a protein of 1730 amino acids. Gene Ontology annotation, biological process: DNA-templated transcription.
UUUCGUCUCUUAAACCCCUCAAAGACCCUAAACCAUUCUUUUUCUGCCGCUCCAUCUUCCUCACCGGAACCGCCACUCUACUAAUUUUUCAGCACCGUCGAGCUACGUGAAUAUCGCCAAUCGUUUACUUUUCCGACCAACAUGGCCGCCACAGAGGGGGCAACUGAGUCUAUUGACUCCAUAACUUUCAGUUUUUUAAUGGAUGAAGAGGUAAGAAAGCAUAGUUUUGUAAAGAUAACAAACCCUAGAUUGCUUGAUCUUAUGGAGAGGCCUAUACCUGGUGGCCUUUAUGAUCCAGCUCUCGGACCGCCCAACGAAAGAACAAUUUGCAAGACGUGCGGCCAACGGUUUAGUAAUUGCCCUGGUCACUGUGGCCAUAUUGAUCUUGUUUCUCCAAUUUAUAAUCCCUUGCUCUUCAAUUCUCUUCACAAACUUUUGCAGAGGAUGUGUUUUUCUUGUUGUCAUUUCAAAGCGGAGAGGGGCCAGGUUGAGAAAUGUAUUAAACAACUGGAACUCAUCAUAAAAGGUGAUAUUGUUGGGGCUAAGAGAUUAGAAUCAGUCUCACCAAGUGAAGCCUUGUAUCCAGAAGAAAGUGAUGGGAGUGAUGGGAGUGAAGAUUCUUCUUCUACAAUCUAUUCAGGAGCCAAGUGUCAUGAUGGUGAGAGUGUAAGGCAGCAAGGAUGGACAUCCCUUCAGUAUAAAGAGGCUACAUCUGUUUUAGAUAAUUUUUUAAAGCCAAACCCUAAGAAGUGUAAGAACUGCAAACAGACAAAUCCCGACAUAAGCAAACCUACCUUUGGAUGGUUUCACGUGGGUCGUAUGUCAGAUGCCAAUAUUAGAGCAAAUGUGAUAACUGCACACCAGCUGGGAGGGCCUUCAGACUAUGAAAUUGAAGGGACAACAGAUGCGGAAGACUAUGCUAAACCAGAUAAUCAAAGUACUGAUAUGAAAAGGCAUAAGAAGAAAGUGAAGCAAGAGGAUUCAUUUUCAAAGCAGAAGAAAAGUGUCUCCAAGCAGCUUUUACCUUCUGAGGUGAAAGAAAAAUUAGAGCUACUGUGGGAAAAUGAGCCUGAUCUUUGCUCAUUUAUGAGUGAUCUUCGGCAGCAAUGGUCUGAUAAGAAAUAUGCCGGGCCAUAUAUGUUCUUUUUAGAAACCAUUCUAGUACCUCCUACCAAAUUCAGGCCACCUACAAAGGGAGGCCAUUCUGUAAUGGAGCAUCCUCAAACUGUUUUGUUAAGCAAGGUGAUAGAGUCAAACAUAUAUUUGGGAGAUGCUCACAUUAAUAAAGAACAUAAUAAAAUAAUUACGCGAUGGAUGGAUCUCCAGGCAUCUGUUAACAUACUGUUCGAUAACAAAUCUAUGAAGGGGAGUCAAGGGGAGGCGGCUCCUGGAAUUUGUCAGUUGCUUGAGAAAAAAGAAGGCCUGUUUCGCCAGAAAAUGAUGGGAAAGAGGGUUAAUUAUGCAUGUCGUUCUGUCAUCUCCCCAGAUCCAUAUUUAGGUGUCAAUGAAAUUGGGAUUCCUCCAUGUUUCGCAGUGAAGUUAACUUAUCCUGAGAGAGUUACUCCCUGGAAUAUUUCUAAGUUGAGGAGUGCUGUGAUCAAUGGACCGGAAAAUCAUCCCGGAGCUACACAAUAUGUAGAUAAGCUGUCAACUAACAGACUGCCACCUAGCCGGAAAGCACGAAUAUCAAUAUCACGGAAAUUACCUUCUACAAGAGGUGCUGUUGCAGAACAUGGGAAGAGUUCGGAUUUUGAAUGUGAAGGCAAGAUCGUGUAUCGCCAUAUACAAGACGGAGAUGUUGUUCUUGUCAAUCGGCAGCCUACACUUCAUAAGCCAAGUAUAAUGGCGCAUGUAGUUCGUGUUCUUAAGGGGGAGAAAACGCUUCGUAUGCACUAUGCGAACUGCAGUACAUACAAUGCGGACUUUGAUGGUGAUGAAAUGAAUGUGCAUUUCCCACAAGAUGAAGUUUCUCGUGCAGAAGCUUACAACAUUGUUAAUGCUAAUAAUCAGUAUGUCCGUCCUUCUAAUGGUGAACCACUUAGAGGCCUGAUUCAGGACCAUAUUGUGAGUGCUGUACUCCUUACAAAAAAGGAUACCUUUCUAAGCCAAGAUGAGUUCAAUCAACUACUUUAUAGUUCUGGUGUCUCCACUGCUGGGGCGAAUUGUUUCCAUGGCAAGCCUGGCCAGAAAGUUUUGUGGUCACGUUCUGAAGAUGAGAUUCAGAUCCUUCCACCUGCAAUUUGGAAACCGGAGCCUCUUUGGACAGGAAAGCAGGUGAUUACUGCAAUAUUAAAUCACAUUACAAAAGGUCAUACAUCAUUUACUGUUGAAAAAGAGGCCAAGAUUCCUCCUAAUUUCUUCAAGAGCAAAGCAACUGAAUAUAAGCCCAGCAAGGAAGAGAACUAUAAUGAAAACGCGGAAGAUAAUCGUGAUAACAAUGAGGACCAGAAAAAUGAUAAAUAUAAGAAAAAGAAGUCUGAUAAAGGUACGGGGAAAAAAUCUUAUGAAGAUAAUCCUACAAAUAUGGAGCCUGGAGAAGAGAAAAUGUUGGUGUAUAAGAAUGAAUUGGUUCGUGGUGUGAUUGAUAAAGCUCAGUUUGGUGAAUAUGGUUUAGUACAUACAGUUCAUGAACUCCUUGGCUCAAAUACUGCUGGCAUUUUGCUCUCUGUAUUAAGUCGUCUGUUCACUGCCUAUUUGCAGAUGCAUGGAUUUACAUGUGGGGUGGAUGAUCUUUUGAUAAUGAAAACUAAAGAUGAAGAAAGGAAGAAGCAUCUUGAACUCUGUGAAAAGAGUGGUGAAGCAAUUCAUCGUAAUUUCAUUGGAAUCAUGGAUGAAAAGAUUAAGAUGGAUCCUGUGACGAUGCAAUUGAGUAUUGAAAAAAUUAUACGCAGCGAUGGAGAUGCUGCUUUGGCAUAUUUGGAUAGGCAGAUGAGUAAUGAACUCAAUACAAAUACAAGCUCGGAUAUCAUCAGUAAUUUAUUGUCUGAUGGAUUACUUAAACCAUCUGGAAAGAACUGUAUAUCCCUUAUGACCACAUCUGGUGCUAAAGGUAGCAAAGUGAAUUUCCAACAGAUUUCUUCUUUCCUGGGCCAACAAGAAUUGGAAGGUAAAAGAGUUCCUCGAAUGGUUUCUGGAAAGACCUUGCCCAGCUUUCAUCCAUGGGAUUGGGCUGCUCGUUCUGGUGGCUAUAUUAUUGAUCGGUUUCUUACUGGUCUUCGUCCACAAGAAUAUUAUUUUCAUUGCAUGGCUGGUCGGGAAGGGCUUGUUGAUACAGCAGUGAAAACAUCUCGCAGUGGAUAUUUGCAAAGAUGCUUGAUUAAGAAUCUUGAGUGUCUUAAAAUUGGUUAUGACUUCACAGUUCGUGAUGCUGAUGGUUCAAUUGUUCAAUUUUACUAUGGAGAAGAUGGUAUUGAUGUUCAUAAGACCAGCUUUGUUGCAAAAUUUGAAGAACUUGCUCUGAAUCAAGAUAUGCUUCAGGAAAGUUGUGGUGGUCAGCUAGGCACAUUUAACACUUACAUUUCAGAAUUGCCUGAAGCUCUUAAAGACAAAGCAGAAAGAUUUCUUGAUAAUUUCCCUCUAAUGGGCCGGGUUGCUUCUAAUUUAGUGAAGCGUGAAAAUUUAUAUAACUUAAUGAAGCAAAAAUUUCUCUUGAGCCUUGCACAGCCAGGAGAACCAGUUGGCGUGCUGGCUGCUCAGUCUGUAGGAGAACCUUCGACACAGAUGACAUUGAACACUUUCCAUCUUGCUGGGAGAGGUGAAAUGAAUGUCACUCUUGGAAUACCACGUCUUCAAGAGAUCCUGAUGACAGCUUCUGUUGAUAUUAAAACACCAAUUAUGACCUGCCCCCUGCAGGAGGGAAGAACAAAAGAUGAUGCUGAACGUCUUGCUGAUAAGUUGAAGGUCGUCACUGUAGCAGAUAUAGUGGAGAGUAUGGAAGUAUCUGUGUUGCCAUUUUCUAUACAAGAUGGUGCCAUUUGCAGAAUUUAUAAGCUUAAAAUGAAGCUGCACAUUCCUGCACACUACCCUCAAUAUGCUGAAAUAUCAGUAGAAGACUGGGAAGAAACCUUAGAUGUGUCGUUUGUAAGGGCAUUGGAGGAUGCUAUUCAAAAACACAUGAUCUUGCUCUCUAAAAUUAGUGGCAUCAAAUUUUUGCUUGAAUCACGUUCAAUGGCUGGUGAGGUAGAUGAAGAUGCUGCUGAUGACAUUUCACGCAAGGGAAAAAAUGACGAUGCUGCUGCUGCUGAUGACGACGCUGGUGAAACAGGUGAUGAUCUUGGUAUGGAUGUGCAGAAAAGAAAGCUUCAAGGAACAGAUGAGAUGGACUAUGAUGAUCUUGGCUUAGAUAAACAGAAAAAAAAGCCUCAAGCGACAGAUGAGAUGGACCACACUGACUGCCUUGAGGUGGAACUGAAUGAAGAGGAUUCUACAGUCAGUGAAGAGUCAGCGGGAUUCGAAAGCGAAAUUGAUCAGGGCGAUAAUGAGACUGAGGUUAAUAAGGAUGCCGUGCUCGAUAAUGAAGCUGCUGAAACCAUACACCAUGAAAAGCUCUCCAAGCCCAAGUUGAGGAACAAAGCUUCUGAGCCUAAGCCUAAAUUACUGGAUAAGAAGAAAAAAGCAAAAGCCAAACGAGUGAGGACAUUGAAAGAUUACGAUAGAGCGGUUUUUGCAGAGGCCAAGAAAAUGCACUUCGAAGUCCACUUCAAAUUCACCAAUGAGCCACAUAUUUUACUUGCUGAGAUUGCUCAAAACACGGCCAAGAAGGUUUAUAUCCAGCACCCUGGGGAGAUUAAACAAUGUAGAGUGACUGAUUGCAAAGAGAAUCAAGUGAUUUACUAUGGAAAAGAUCCUAAGGAAAGGAUCGAUAUAAAACCUGACGAAAAAGCAAAACUUCCUGCACUGCAUGCAACUGGUGUAGAUUUUACUACAUUUUGGAAAAUGGAAGAUCGGCUGGAUGUUAGGUACAUAUAUUCCAAUAGCAUUCAUGCCAUGCUUAAAACAUUCGGAAUCGAAGCUGCUAGAGAAACCAUUAUCAGGGAGAUAAAUCACGUGUUCAAGUCUUAUGGUAUAUCUGUCAGUAAUCGACACUUAUCCCUUAUCGCUGAUUAUAUGACGCAUUCGGGUGGGUAUCGUCCGAUGAGCCGUCUUGGAGGAAUAGCAGAGUCAAUAUCACCUCUUAGUAAAAUGACUUUUGAGACGGCUUCUAAGUUUAUUGUUGAAGCUGCACUGCAUAGUGAAGUUGACAACUUGGAGACUCCUUCUGCUCGGAUCUGUGUUGGAUUGCCAGUGAAAAUGGGUACUGGUUCUUUUGAUUUAAUGCAAAAACUGGAAAUUUGAUGUGCUUUUUAAUUUUUCAAGGACUCUGUUUCUGAUUUUAUUUUUCCUCUAUUAUUAAAUAUCUAUUUUUUGGCCCCUGA